CAGAUGAGCAAGUUUCUUCAAGUUCAGCACAAGGAAGAUUUGGGAAAAAAGUUGGAGGAAAAUGGCGAAGGCGUAAAAGUCUACUUUGUGACACCACUUUCACUUACGAUGUGUCAAGCGAACCACUGGAAGCAGACCUGUUGCCUUCUUUACGUUUGAUGAGCUGGAGAACUCAGGAUAAAUCCACAAAGGAUGGAGGCGUCCUGUCUGGAGCUGGCUCUGGAAGGUGAGCGCCUGUGUAAGGUGGGUGACUACGGCGCCGGUGUCUCUUUCUUCGAGUCGGCCAUCCAGGUAGGCACGGAGGACCUGCAGAUCCUCAGUGCCAUCUACAGCCAGCUGGGCAACGCUUACUUCCACCUGCACGACUACAGCAAAGCCUUGGAGUACCACCGCCAUGACCUCACCCUGACCAGGGCUAUCGGAGAUGAACUGGGAGAGGCAAAGGCUAGUGGUAACCUUGGCAACACGCUGAAAAUUUUGGGCCGGUUCGAUGAGGCAGCAGUUUGUUGCCAGAGGCACCUUGACAUCUCCAGAAUGCUCAAUGAUAAGGUUGGGCAGGCCAGAGCACUGUAUAACUAUGGGAACGUGUACCAUGCCAAAGGAAAGAGCAUCUGCUGGAGUGGGAUGGACCCUGUAGAAUUUCCAGAAGAGGCCCGGAUAGCACUGAACCAUGCCAUUGAAUACUACGAGGCUAAUCUGUCCAUCGUCAAAGAGCUAGGUGAUAGAGCAGCCCAGGGACGAACCUAUGGUAACCUUGGCAACACACAUUACUUGCUGGGAAACUUCGAGAAUGCUGUAGUGGCCCAUGAACAGCGUCUUCUGAUCGCUAAAGAGUUUGGAGACAGACCUGCUGAGAGGAGGGCCUAUUGUAACCUUGGAAACGCCCAUAUUUUCUUGGGACAGUUUGAGAUUGCUGCCGAGCAUUACAAACGCACACUACAGUUGUCUCGCUCGCUGAAGGAUAGCGCAGUGGAGGCCCAAGCCUGCUACAGUCUAGGCAACACCUACACCCUGCUGCAGGAUUACGGCAGAGCCAUCGAUUACCACCUCAAACACAUGCGCAUCGCUCAGGAACUCAUUGACCGGGUAGGAGAGGGUCGGGCGUGCUGGAGUUUAGGGAAUGCUCACACAGCACUGGGCAAUCAUGGGCAGGCCAUGCACUUUGCCCAGAGACACCUGGAGAUCUCCAAAGAGAUAGGGGACCGCAGUGGAGAGCUGACAGCCAGGAUGAACAUAUCGGACCUCCAGCUGGUGCUGGGACUGAACCACAGCAGCACUGACCCCAACCUCAGUGUGCACGCCGGCAACACCUCUAACCUCUGCGUCAACCAUGACUACAGCCCACAUGGAGCUCGACCAAGAACUGGAAGGAGAACCAGCAUGGAGAAUAUGGAACUGGUCAAACUCAACCCUGAAAAGAGCGCUGAGCCAAGGGUGGAGGGUGAUGCAGCCUCCUCUCCCAUCAAACCCUCCAUGGCCAAGACCUCAUCCAAGCUCUUCUUCAUUCGCCGUCUUCGUGGUAGGAAGCCCAAGGGCAGCAGCUCGAGCUCCAAAGUCUUCCAGGAUAGCAGCACGUGUCCCAUCCCUAACACUGAUGCUCUAGAGUCCAAGCAUGGCAUUGAUACACUUGGAGACGAGGGUUUUUUCGAUCUCCUCAGUCGUUUCCAAGGCAACCGCAUGGAUGACCAAAGGUGCUUCAUACAGGAUGACCACAACCGUUUUCCCUCUACCUCCCUCCCCACCACCCCGACCGUAGCCUCAAAGAAAUCUACUUCCGGGUCAGGCCUCCCACAGGCCCCGGGAAAGCCUGGGAGCUUGCCAGGCCUCACCCAAGCAGUCCUCAGCCAGCUCAUGACCAGCGGUGAUGGCAACCACCCUGAUGAAGACUUCUUUGACAUGCUUGUCAAGUCCCAGGGCUCCAGACUGGAUGAUCAGAGGUGUGCAGCGCCUCCUCCUCCCACCAGGGGGCCCACUGUGCCUGAUGAGGACUUCUUCAGCCUCAUCCUGCGCUCCCAGGCCAAGCGCAUGGAUGAACAGCGGGUGGUCAUUCCUCCUCCGUAACCCAGACUGAGGUCUUUUUCCUCGUCCUCCCUCCCUCCUCUGAGUGGAGUCUGAGCCGGGGGCAGUCAUAGCUGCGGAUGCCUGAAGGAGCUGAGGGCCUGCAGAAAGCAAGAGCCUCCUCAGCCUGGGCCUCGGACAAGUUACUGUCAUCAUCUCCCGAUUCAGAGAUCCCACCCUGUGCUGCGGUGUAAAGCAGAGAGCUGCUUACACUUGUUUGCAUGUUAUAUAUCUCAUCAGUUCUGCCCUUCUUUCUGCUGUAUCUUCACAUCUCUCUGAUCUUCUGCCUUUGCUCAUGUUCUGUCUUGUUAUUUCUGAUCUCAAGUGAUAGAUUCUGUGAUAGAUUCAUUGGAUUGAUUACCAUACAGAAAAAAGGACAGUAGCUGAACUUCUGAACCUGAUCAGAUUAUAUUAUCGAUAUUGGACGUUUGUCUAGCGGUUUUAUUUUGUUAUUUUUAUUGUGACUGUAUGGAUUAUUUGAGUCCCAUGCCUUUUUUUAUAUCAGGUCGUCUUCACACGUGUUAGUGUAUAAAAUUAUAAUGUGCACCUUUUUGUAAUAGACAUGUAAGAAAAGACUAACAUGCUGUUCUUUGAUAUUAUCAAUUUCUUUUCAUGAUUUUUAUACUACUAUUAAUGGUAUUGAGGAAUAAAGCCUCAUGUUAUCAAGUUGCCCAACAAACUAGUGAAGCUCUAUGAUCAUUGAUGUAAGGUCUCUGUGCAGUUAUCAGUGGAAAAUAUGCUGGCUGAUUGUGUGUAACAGUGGUAUCAUUUCUCUAA
Clupea harengus (Atlantic herring) is the source of this 2835-nucleotide messenger RNA. Its product is annotated as G protein-signaling modulator 2-like. Gene Ontology annotation, molecular function: GDP-dissociation inhibitor activity; G-protein alpha-subunit binding. The record is from RefSeq and is a predicted model, not a curated record. NCBI's taxonomy places the organism in Eukaryota, Metazoa, Chordata, Actinopteri, Clupeiformes, Clupeidae. Gene Ontology annotation, biological process: establishment of mitotic spindle orientation. Gene Ontology annotation, cellular component: cell cortex.